This is a messenger RNA of Salvia splendens (bonfire salvia), 1752 nucleotides long. Its product is annotated as plant UBX domain-containing protein 7. The transcript is spliced from 10 exons. Gene Ontology annotation, molecular function: ubiquitin binding. Gene Ontology annotation, cellular component: nucleus. NCBI's taxonomy places the organism in Eukaryota, Viridiplantae, Streptophyta, Magnoliopsida, Lamiales, Lamiaceae. Gene Ontology annotation, biological process: proteasome-mediated ubiquitin-dependent protein catabolic process. Bases 180 to 1544 code for a protein of 454 amino acids. The record is from RefSeq and is a predicted model, not a curated record.
GCUUGAAAAUGCAGCCACGUGAUAAACACUGCAGACUUCCCUUCGUUACUCAUGCUUUCUCCUCCUCUCUCAUCAAUGGCUGAAUUAGCAUAGACUCCCCACCCCCUUCAAUUCUCCAUUUCUCCUCCCAAACACGAAAUUCAUCCCAAUUUUCGGAGGAGUAUUGGUAGUCGAAAUAAAUGUCAAUGGAGGAGGAGGGCGUUUCAGCUGCCACCGAUCACCACAUCAUGAUCUCUUCCUUCCUCGAAAUUGCCGUCGGCCAAACCGCCGAUACCGCUCGUCAGUUCCUUCAGGCUACUGGAUGGAAGCUCGAGGAAGCUAUUCAACUUUUUUAUGUAGGAAACGAUGGUGGUUUAGGUACACAGUCUGUAAAUUCCCCACCAAGAGAAAGUGAUAUGCCCCUCGAUCAUCCAAAUAUAAGUGAGAUGGAAAAGGAGUUGGUAGAGAAAUACACAAGACAGGAUGAUGGGGACGAUGUACGAGCACCUCUGCCUGUGAAAAGGGAUGUUCUAUAUGACAAUCCGAUUCUCUAUAGUGGAUCGCCAAGAGCAAGAGAUUCAUCACAUGCAACCCAUUCUGUUGUUACAUUUCGCAAUUUUGAGGAGGAAAUGAAAUAUCCUGGAGUAUGGGAAGCAGAAGGUGCUUCAUCUUCCUCUGCAGUGAAUCGAACUCAGGAUAAUCUUGCGUCUUUAUAUCGUCCUCCUUUUGCUUUGAUGUUCCAUGGUCCCUUUGAAAAGGCUAAAGAUAAUGCAAGGAUGCAGAAUAAGUGGCUUAUUGUAAACAUGCAGUCCACCAAGGAGUUCAGCUCACAUACGCUUAACCGUGAAACAUGGGCAAACGAAGCUGUUGCUCAAACCAUCAAAACUAACUUCAUCUUCUGGCAAGUAUAUGAUGAUACAGAAGAGGGCAGCAAGGUUUGCACUUAUUACAAGUUACACUCCAUCCCAGUCAUUCUAUUGAUUGAUCCCAUUACAGGCCAGAAAAUGCAUUCUUGGCAUGGGAUGGUUCAACCUGAAAAGUUGCUCGAGGAUCUGCUACCAUUCAUGGACAGCAAUCCCUCAGGCCAUCAUGUCAAUCUCUCUCAUAAGCGUCCUAGAGAAGCUUCUCGGAUGCCAACUCCUCAGCUUCAAUCUGCAGCUGAAAAUAAUGAUGAAGAUGAAGAAUUACAACAAGCACUGGCAGUCUCGAUGGAGAAUUUUGAGGAAAUUGAUGCAGGUGGCAUGAAAGAAGGAAAUGAGGCCAAAGUGAAGGAACCUGCUUAUUUACCUUUGCCUGAAGAACCUAAGGGUGAGAGGAAUCUUAUUUGCAGAGUUGGAGUGCGUCUUCCUGAUGGACGUAGAGUACAGAGGAACUUCCUCCGCACUGAUCCAGUUCAGCUGCUUUGGUCAUUCUGCUAUUCAGAGCUUAAGGAAUGUGGAAUCCGGCCAUUUCGCCUGACCCAAGCUAUUCCGGGUGCUUCAAGGUCUUUAGAUUUUGACGCUGAUUCAACAUUCCAGGAGUCAGGUCUUGCCAACUCGAUGGUUUCAGUCACUUUGGAGGAAUGAUUGCUCGGCGAGGGUCCUCAGUUUGAAUAUGCUGAACUAUAUAUGUAUCCCAUGGUGGUUGGUUCUAUGUAAGUGCAGCAUGAUGAGGGGGAAAAGAACUAAUGAUAUAACUGAUAAUCUUGUACAUACGCCACUGCUUCCUCUUAGCAUGCAAAUGUUGUUACUAUGAAACCAAAUCAUAUUAAUUUGUAAAAUUUCUUAAGUUGAA